Molecule: messenger RNA, 1009 nt
Organism: Symbiodinium pilosum
Lineage: Eukaryota; Dinophyceae; Suessiales; Symbiodiniaceae
Source: the annotation of a GenBank genome assembly
AUGGACCGACAUCCCGGUGGCCCCACGACCAUCUUGGCGUGGGCGGGAAAGGAUGCCUCGAAGUUCUUCAACGACAUCCACAAGGGCGUCAAGAUCGACGCCUACUUGCGGCCCGAGGCCUUUCUGGGCGACCUGGGUGUCGACGAGAACCUCAUGUCCGACGAGUUCUGGCACACGCUGCGCGAGGCCCGCAUUGUGGAGAUCCGUCAGGAGGUUGACCGCCUCCUGAACCAGUGCACGAAGACCCACAAGGCGGACAGCAUUCCACGCCUCCUCCAGGACAAGAAUGUGGAUCCUCUGCUGAAGACGAAGCUCCAGCGCCUGGAGACGCAGAAGCGAGCAGCCCUGGAUGCAGAGGAUUUUGCGAAGGCCGCUGAGGUCAAGCGUGCGAUGGAGGAUCUCCUGUCGCACGAGGACCAUGCGCACAAGCACGACGUGCCGUUGGGCUUCACAAGCAGCGACAUCCCUCUGUCGGAAGUCGCGCGGCACAACAAGCCGCACGACUGCUGGAUUGCCAUCUGCGGUGAGGUCUACGACCUCACGGACUUCCUGCAGCACCACCCGGAGCAGCGCAACUCCAUCCUAGCCUGGGCAGGCCGCGACGCCACGAAAAUGUGGGACAAGAUCCCCGGGCGCUUCCCAAGUAAGCAGUGGAUGGAGUUCUUCAUGCGCCCGGAGUUCAAGACUGGCAAGGUGGGACCCGAGCCACCAGUGGACAACAUCAUCCGUGAGCUCCGUGAGCUGCAUGACGAGCUGCAUCGCCUGCAGGGCCCCUCCAAGGAGGAGAUCGAGGCGGUGAAGACGGCGGUGAAGGUGCCGGGCAAGACGGACGCCCCGACCCUCUCAGAAGAGAGCCGGUUCCCCAAGCUUGCGGAGAUCUCCGCGGGAAAGGACUUGCCUUUCUUCACCCGUGCGGAGGUUGCCCAGCACAACACGGCCGAGGAGCCCUACAUGAUCAUCCACAACCGGGUCUACAACCUGAAGCCCCUGAUCGGCAGCCAUCCGGGUG